CAGUCGAUCAUCGAGGAAAUCGUGCUCCUCUUCGAGUCCGCCCGGAAAACGUCGAAGCGAUACGAGCUCGUUGCAGACCAGCAGGACCUGGUAGUGUUUGAGGACAGGGACAUGAAGCCAGCCGGGCGAGCGCUGCACAGGCGGCUGAAAGACCUCGCUUGUCGGAGACAGAAAGAUACGGGCCUGGUGAAGAAGACAGCAUGGGCACUCUACGACGGGAAGAGCCUGGAGAAAAUCGUCGACCAAAUCGCCGGCUUUGUUGACGAGCUGGAGAAAGCCUUCCCGGUCGAGGCCGUUUGUCACAAGCUGGCCGGGAUCGAGAUCGAAGAGGUGGAGGACGAAGCAAGUUUGACAAUGCUCAAGGAUGCCGCGGAAGGGAUCGACGAGGAUCUGUCAGGUGCGGCUGCACAGAAAGAUCGACGCAAUCGCGGGAAGGAACUUCGCCAAGGAUGUCAGGAUGGGGGGCCAUGCAAGGAUUGUGACGGGAACCAAUAUAAUACAGGGAAAAGCCGGCUGUAAGAUGGUUGAUUUGUCUAAAAUCUACAGUUGAAGAAGAAGGUAAUGUUACAGGCACGGCAAGGGCGUGGGAGAUAUGGUGGGCGUGGGGUGGGGCUUGCGGCCCUGCCCCGCCAGGAACUUCACCAUCCCGUGGCGCGUGGCGCG
Messenger RNA from Canariomyces notabilis, 663 nucleotides. RefSeq lists its product as uncharacterized. The transcript has a single exon. NCBI's taxonomy places the organism in Eukaryota, Fungi, Ascomycota, Sordariomycetes, Sordariales, Chaetomiaceae. The record is from RefSeq and is a predicted model, not a curated record. The coding region runs from base 112 to 519 and encodes 135 amino acids.